Molecule: messenger RNA, 1742 nt
Organism: Saprolegnia diclina VS20
Lineage: Eukaryota; Oomycota; Saprolegniomycetes; Saprolegniales; Saprolegniaceae
Exons: 1
Coding region: 26-1645 (539 amino acids)
Source: RefSeq, a predicted model, not a curated record
AGGACGAGUCGAUUCCAGGACCGGAAUGCGCAGCAAGCGAGACCGAGCGACGGCGCCGUCCGUGGUCGUCGUCGCCCAGCGCCGGCGCCAGAGCUGGGAGAUCAAGCUGCUAGCGCUGCAGACCUACCAGCGGCUGCGCGGCCACGUCAAGGUACCGCACUCGUUCAUCGUGCCCGACGACGACCCGGUGUGGCCACCCGACACGUGGGGCAUGAAGCUCGGGUCCGUCGCCGCCAACUUUCGCAACCGCGCCGACGCGCUCUCGCCCGAGCAAAAGGCCGCGCUCACGGAUCUCGGCUACUCGUGGAAGACGUCGGCGGUGCCAUGGGACCUCAAGGUUGCUGCGCUCGCCACGUACCGCCAGCUGCACGGCCACUCGAGCGUCCCGCUCGAGUUUGACGUCCCAUCGAACGGCAGCGCGUGGGCACAAGCGCUCUGGACGAUCAAGCUUGGCAAGGUUGUGGCGAAUAUCCGCAUCAAGGGCCAGGCCGCGCUUUCGGAAGCGCGACGCCAGCAGCUCCAGGACCUGGGCUUUGUGUGGUGCGUCCGCACGAGCCAGCUGCUCCUUGCGCAAUGGGAGACCAACAUGCAGGCGCUCGCGACGUACAAGCAACUCCACGGACACGUCCUCGUACCCGACGACUUUGUCAUCCCCGAUGCGGCGCCGUGGCCGGACAGCGUCCACGACAUCAAACUCGGGCACGUUGCGAGCCUCUUGCGCAGUGUGGAGCUGCCACCGGCGCGGCGCGACGAGCUGCGGCGCCUCGGGUUCCUCUUCAACACGAGCCUCGAGCACGAGACCUCGAUCGUGCUCGCUGGUGCAGCCACGUACCACCGGCUUUUCUGCAACGCGUCGUACGAGAUCCCAGUUGGCUUUGUCGUGCCAGCGACGGCAGCAUGGCCGGACGACCUCUGGUACCUCCCGCUCGGCGUCCUUUGGGUCCACGCCGUAGCGCGCAUCGCCGCCGACGACCUCGCGCUGCUCGCAGCUUUGCACGACGCCGGUGUCUACUACGAACCGCGAGCGACGGCGCACCGGGUCCUCGCCGCGAUCGACGCCUUCGCCGCGCGUCAUGGCCACGUGAACGUCCCGUCGUCGUACUUCAUUCCGACGCACAGCGACGAGUGGCCGCGCGACGUCGGUGGCAUGGACCUCGGGCGCCAAGUCGCGCUUCUUCGCGCCGACCGGUCGUCGGUGCCACGCGACGUGUGCGACCGCCUCCAAGCGCUCAGCUUUCGCUGGACGGACGACGCGUGGGCCGACGAUGACGUUGCUGCCGCCUAUGACGUCUACGAGCAACUUUGCGGUCACCGCGUCCUCGGGCCGACGUUUACUGUGCCGGAAGGCGACCUGCGCUGGCCGACCGCGCUCUGGAACCUACCCCUCGGGAGACUGCGCUUCGUGCAAAUGCCCGAGAUCGAUGCUCGCUGGUUCCGCGGGCUCCAAGCGUAUUGCGCCGUCUUUGGCCACGUAAAUGUGCCGCCGCACUACACGGUACCGUCGGGAUCUGCGGCUUGGCCGACCGACCUCUGGGGCGUCGACCUCGGCGCGUGCGUCGACGGCUUGCGCGCUGGCCACGUGCGUGUGACGCGCGACCGCUUCAAGUGGCUCAACGAGCAUGUUUUUGACGCGGGCGAGACCUAACCCUCGUCGGCCUAUUUAUUACACUAACCCUGUAAAUACUAAUACACUACGACAGCACACCGAGCGCUUCGACGAUCGCCCACUCGGUGGGGAGCAA